AAAGAUUAGUCCGGUGUCUGAAUCUAUUUGAUACGGAACAUUAAUUUAAUAAGAUCAUAAUGUUGUGGUUCUCGUUGAUUUUCUUGAGCUUUCUCGGCAUUAGUGCGAGUUCUCCCGUUAAAAGUCCGGAUUUGUUCGAACUUUCUGUGAUACACGUUAACGACUUUCAUGCCAGAUUUGAUGAGGUGAGCACCUCGUCUGGAUCCUGCAACGACCCGCAGACCUGCAUCGGCGGUUUCUCCAGACUGUACACGCAAAUCCAGAAUUUACUACGGGAGAAACCGAAAUCGCUGCUGCUGAAUGGCGGCGAUAAUUUCCAGGGAACUUUGUAUUACACGUUGGGAAAGUGGAACAUUACGCAGGAGUUUAUGAAUAAAUUACCCUUUGACGCUACGGUCCUGGGAAAUCACGAAUUCGAUGAUGGGGUCGAGGGCGUAGUGCCAUUCAUCAAAACCCUUAAAACCCCCAUAGUAUGUGCCAACAUUAAUGACGACCAAGAACCAUCCAUCCAAGGUACAUACAAGAAAAGCGUCGUGGUAGAAAGAGAUGGAAAGAAAAUCGGGAUUAUCGGGGUGAUAUAUGGAAAAACUGAUACUAUUGCUAACACUGGAAAUCUAGUGUUUUAUCCAGAAUCUGCCAGUGUAAAUGCUGAGGCGGAACGUUUAGUUCGAGAGGAAGGUGUCUUUACCAAUAUAGUUUUAUCACACGUUGGAUACGACAUUGAUCAGCAAAUUGCAGCAAAUGCUAGCGAGAAAAUUGGACUUAUUGUCGGUGCCCAUUCACACACCUUCUUAUAUACCGGUGAUAACCCUCCUGGUCCAGACACACCCGGAGGUCCAUACCCGACGAUAAUCCAGAGCAAACACAACAAGAGCGUGCUAAUUGUUCAGGCAUCUGCGUACACGAAAUAUCUGGGCAACAUCACCGUCUAUUAUGACAGUGACGGGGAAAUUUCCAGUUAUUCUGGAUCACCUAUAUUUUUGGAAAAUUCUCUGCCAACAGAUGAAGAAGUCAAUGAGGCGUUGGCUCCCUGGAAAGAAAUCGUCGAGGCGGAAGGGUCAGUUGUAAUGGGAACUUCCUUGGUUAAAUUAUCCAGGACUGGAUGUUACUAUAAGGAGUGCAAUUUGGGGAAUUUCGUAACUGAUGCUUUUGUGUUUUAUUAUACCCAAAACAGGCAGCAAAGCAACAAUUCCUGGACAAGAGCCCCCAUUGCCAUCAUCAACGCUGGUGGACUCCGGACGGACAUCGAAAUUGGCAAUAUCACUUAUAAUGACCUGGUAACUGCUCAACCGUUUUCCAAUACAGUGGACUACGGAGUGUUACAAGGGAAAUAUAUCAAAGAACUACUGGAACAGAGCGCUGGAAACUUUAACAACGAAAGAAUCUCCUCUGAAUUGAAGCUUUUACAAGUUUCCGGUAUUCAUGUGGUGUACAACAUCUCAAGACCAUCGGGUGACCGUGUGGUAGAACUGAAAAUACGCUGUCAGUACUGUGACGUUCCAGAGUAUCAAGAAUUGGACCUAAAUGCCAACUACAGUAUGGCAGUACCGUCGUUCAUUACUGGAGGUGGUGAUGGUUUUACUGCCCUGUCAAAUAACAUAAAAGACGUUGUUACUGGACAAGUGGAUGUGGACGUGUUUAGGAUCUAUUUGGAACAUAGAUCGCCAGUUUUUGCUGAGGAGGAGGGUCGCAUAACGGUCGUGAGCGAUCACGAAAUUGAGGCCAGAGGGAUGGAUUUGUGAGGAGAAAUAAAAAAGUUGUGAUUUUUU
Molecule: messenger RNA, 1769 nt
Organism: Anthonomus grandis grandis
Lineage: Eukaryota; Metazoa; Arthropoda; Insecta; Coleoptera; Curculionidae
Product: apyrase
Exons: 10
Coding region: 60-1742 (560 amino acids)
Biological process (GO): AMP catabolic process
Cellular component (GO): plasma membrane
Molecular function (GO): nucleotide binding; 5'-nucleotidase activity; metal ion binding
Source: RefSeq, a predicted model, not a curated record